Phragmites australis (common reed) is the source of this 689-nucleotide messenger RNA. RefSeq lists its product as uncharacterized. Gene Ontology annotation, molecular function: phenylpyruvate tautomerase activity. The transcript has 3 exons. The record is from RefSeq and is a predicted model, not a curated record. The coding region runs from base 91 to 438 and encodes 115 amino acids. NCBI's taxonomy places the organism in Eukaryota, Viridiplantae, Streptophyta, Magnoliopsida, Poales, Poaceae.
CCGCUCGGCUGUUCCCUAUCCACGAGCGAGAGCAGCGUCAGGGCCUCAGGGGAGCCAAGCCGAGGAACGGAGCACCGCAGCACCAGCAGGAUGCCGCAGCUGAGCCUCAGCACCAACGUGCCGGUGGAUGCCGUCGUCGCCGCGGACAUCCUCAAGGAUUGCUCCCGCGCGCUCGCCAAGAUCAUCGGCAAACCCGAAUCCUAUGUCAUGGUGUCGAUAAACGGAUCGGUGCCCAUGUCAUUCGCCGCGAGCGAAGAACCAACGGCGUAUGGUGAGCUCGUGUCCAUCGGCGGGAUCGGCCCCGGCGUAAACGGGAAGCUGAGCGCGGCCCUUGCUGAGAUCCUGGAGACCAAGCUCUCGGUCAGCAGGUCCAGAUUCUACAUCAAAUUCGAUGACGUGGAGGGAUACAACCUGGGCUUCAACGGGUCGACAUUCUGAGACAACUCCAUCAGAAGAAGAUGGUUGGUGCGUCCAAACGACCAGCUCAACCCGCCCAUACAUGCCACAAAUAAAUGUAGGUGAUCAAGUGUUUCAUGUGUAUCACCUGCACGUCCAAUAUCGUCCAUGAAUAUUUCGCUCAUGUGAGACAGCACUAGUUUAUAUGCUUAAUUUCAACUGAAAGCAACGCCAGCAUGUACCAGAUUCCUUAAUUCAUGAAACUGCUCUGGCAUAUGAGAGCUUGAAAGUAA